Plenodomus lingam JN3 is the source of this 543-nucleotide messenger RNA. RefSeq lists its product as uncharacterized. The record is from RefSeq and is a predicted model, not a curated record. NCBI's taxonomy places the organism in Eukaryota, Fungi, Ascomycota, Dothideomycetes, Pleosporales, Leptosphaeriaceae.
AUGGGUAUCUGGGGAGAUGGAAGCGAUGGCAUGGACUGGCUCGAUGUUCGAAAGUCAGGACCGUGCGAAAUUAAUUGGGAAGAAGUAAUAUGUCCAUCUCAGAUACUCGACAUGAAGAGUCACAAAAAUUCACUUUCCCGGAGAAUAACCCUGGAUACCUACUAUGAGGUAGUCAUGACUCUAUGCUGGAUGACUGUAUCAACACCGCCCUUCGGCUCGAACAAGCUCACGUCGGGUCUCCCUAGCCAGCUUCCAAUACCGUCAAGUCUCGAACUUCUUUUUUGUAAUACAAAAAUGGCGGUACUGUAUUUGGCCAAAGCCCGCUCUGGCAUCCAGACCUCGAGGUAUUACAAGAUCGGUCUCCCAUUUCUCCCAUCGCACUAUUCCCAAUUGGGAUUCAUUGAGCUGACCUACACCCGUAAAGGCGCACGCCGCCCCACCCUCAAGUCACAUCGAGCCGGCCCAAUCCAAGCGCGGCAACGGGAAGCGAAUGCGCCCUUUUCCUACCGGCAAUGGGAUGAGUCAGAACGGCUGCCUGGAUAA